Molecule: messenger RNA, 1368 nt
Organism: Penicillium nucicola
Lineage: Eukaryota; Fungi; Ascomycota; Eurotiomycetes; Eurotiales; Aspergillaceae
Product: Transferase
Exons: 1
Coding region: 1-1368 (455 amino acids)
Source: RefSeq, a predicted model, not a curated record
AUGGACACAGUAUUGGACGUGCUAGGGCAAACACCAGAUCUAUACAAGCUAUACACACAAAUAUGCUUGAUCUACUCCGGUCCCAACAUAUCUUCGCACGAGAUUAUCACCACCUUGACUGACGGACUUGACCGAUUGGCAAAGGCGUAUCCAUGGCUUACUGGCCAGGUUGUCAACGACGGUGCAGGAGAUGGCAACACAGGCGUCUUCAAAAUCACGCCCCUCGACAAGAUCCAGCUCGUGGUGAAAGAUCUAUGCGAUGACCCCUCUGCGCCAACAAUAGAUGGCCUUCGCCAGGCCAAAUACCCGUUCACCAUGCUGGACGAGAACCUCAUUGCACCUUGCACAACGAUCAAUGUACCUGGAAUCCCGCCAGGAAUCACGACCGAGUCAGCAUUGGUCUUUUGUGUCCAGGCGAAUUUCAUCAAGGGCGGCCUGAUGCUUACAAUCGUUGCUCAGCAUAAUGCCAUGGACAUGACGGGUCAGGAUUUCAUCAUUGACAUGUUAUCCAAGGCUUGCCAAAACGAGCUAUUCACGAGCGAAGAGCUUGCUAUUGGAAAUGCCGAUCGGAGUAGUAUCAUCCCAUUACUCGAUGCUUCGUACGAGCCGGGUCCUGAGCUCGAUCGUCAGAUCGUGAAACCCCCGCCGAGUGUCAGUGACGCUGCCUCGGAACACCCUGCGCCUCCCAAGUCUACCUGGGCCUAUAUCGAGAUAUCUGCAGCAAGUCUCACAGCGCUCAAGUCCUUGGCUACUGCGACAUUACCCCCGACCUCAAAUUACAUCUCCACAGAUGAUGCCGUCAGUGCCUUUCUCUGGCAGUGUGUUGCCCGAGCGCGGGCUCCUCGCUUAGGAUUGUCAUCUGAAUCGAUGCUUGCUCGUGCAGUGGAUGUCCGACGACAUCUGGGCGUGCAUCCGAGUUAUCCAGGACUCUUGCAAACUAUGACCUACAACAAAGACAAGAUUCAGACAGUGUCCGAAGAGCCUUUAGGGAUUGUCUCUGCCCAGCUUCGAUCUCAGCUCGACCCAAAAAUCAAUGAUCUACCCUUUAAUACGCGUGCUUUGGCUACUUUCCUCAGUCGAUCGCCUGAUAGAACUAAGGCUUCGUUCACUGCAACUGUGAACGUUGUGUCGGAUUUCAUGAUCAGUUCUUGGUCUAGGAUUAAUUGCUAUGAACUAGACUUUGGUUUUGGAUUGGGGAAGCCUGAGGCUGUACGAAGACCUCGCUUUAUCCCUUUUGAAGGUUUGGGGUACUUGAUGCCUAGAUCGCCUGCUGGUGAGAUCCCGGUUGCGAUUUGUUUGCGAGAUGAAGAUUGGGAGAGUAUGAGGGCAGACAAGGAGUUUGCUAAAUACGCGAAAUAUAUUGGAUGA